UCGGUACGCAGUAUGAGUAGAAGAGAGGAAAAAAAAUAACGACGACGACGACGACGACGACGGCAGCGGAACAAAACAAAAACAAUGCACCGCCGUCCGUCGCCGCCGCCGCCGCCGCCGCCUGUUACUCAAGGGCGCAUUUGAUAACAAUGCGAAAUCGUCUGCGUUUCUCUCGCACGGUUCCGUCGUCGGCGAAUCACACGGUGCCAGUCGGAGAAUCGUUUGCCGCUGUCCAGACCAACGACCGUCGCCACCGACGGCCAUCGCCAGGCGCCAACUGAAGUGUCCCGACAGUAUCCGCCGCACGCGGACACGCGCUCAGCCCGUUACCGGUCGCCGCCGCCGCCUGCGACGGCCACACGGAGACGACAGGGUAACAGCUGCGGCUACGCGACGGUCGCGAUCUCCUCCGCCGCCACACCCGUCCGACGGCGUCACGUCCCGUCGCACCACCCGACCCGACCCGCGAGCGCCGGCUGCCCGCGGUAGCCAGCCCGGGACCGUUUGUGCACCGCGUCCAUCUGCUUGACGUCCGCCGGUGUCCACGAGCCGACGACAGGGAAACGCACUGCCAAAACACAAGGAAUAUGCCUUCGGUAUGGGAUCCAAAGACCACUGUCAAUGGCCAAAAAAUGAAUCCAAUAUCCAGAUAUCACCAGGUCGCCAAUUGCGUUCACAUGUUGUUCAGUUAUGUCCAAAUUGUAAUCAACCAAUUCAAGGUAAGACUGGGCAGCAAAAUGUUUGUGUGUGUUUGUCUUCAACCCCAACUACAUCCAGUGAUCCUUCUUUUACUAAUCAAUCAAAAAAAAGAAACAGAAAAUCAUUGCAAUUACCAGCCACGUGUAAACGUCAGCUGUUUGACUUAUGUUAUGAACAGCCCGAAAGUACGGUGAGUGUAACUGAUACUCAAAAACCAACAGUGGCUGAAAGUACAGAAAGUGGCGAGAGUUCAAGUACUUCUAUACAACAGUCACAACAACAACAACAACAACAACUGGGAGUCAGUCAGAUGUUGAGAGGUCGACACAUAUGUCAAGUCUGUUUUAAGUCGUUCACAAGUCCAUGUAAAUUGACACAACAUUCUUAUUCGCAUACUGGUGAAAAACCAUUUGUGUGCAAACAUUGUUCAAAAGCAUUUUCAUCAAAAUUUAAAUUAGUUCGUCAUGUAUUAAUACAUUCUGACCAACGUCAAUAUCAUUGUACAAUUUGUGAUCGAACUUUUCACAGGAAAGACCAUUUAAAAAAUCAUGCCAAAGUACAUAAUCCCAUUAAACGCACUUUACAAUGUGAUCGUCCUGGUUGCUCAAAAGAGUACAGUUCAGUGCUUAGUUACCGUAAACACAUAGCUGUACAUUCUGUAGAAGAAGGAUUUCUUGACUGUAAGAUUUGUAGCAAAGUAUUUGAAUCUAAAGAUGAACUCAUGUACCAUUUAAAAAUACAUUCGGGAUCAAGAGUAAUAAAGACUCCAGCUGAUAAAAAAUAUCGAUGCAAUUUUUGUGAUCGUAGUUUUUAUACUGGUAAAGAUGUUCGGCGACAUAUGGUUGUGCAUACGGGUCUGCGAGAUUUUCUUUGUCAAUUUUGCCCACAACGAUUUGGCCGCAAAGAUCAUCUUACUCGACACAUAAAAAAAAGUCAUAACAUCAAUGCAAGUAAGAAAUCCAAACCUAAAAAACCAACCGAACUGUACAAAAGUAAAUCGGUUGAAGCAAUUUAUCUUGAAACAUGUGGUCAGCCUUAUAAAUUAGAAAGAAAAGUUGCAGAAACAGUUACUAGUGGAGAUUUCAUAAAACAAGAAAAUUCUUCUACAAUGUCGUCAGGAAUAGAAAUGUUCCAUUCUUCUAGUAUAACUAGUUUUAAUUAUAGUGAAAAUAGUAGUGAGACAGUAAUUCAAUCUGUUGGAUCAUCCAGCGAAGUCAGUUUACCAGUUAUAAACUAUGAACGUCAACCGUCAUAUCCAGUUGAUGAACUAAAAGUAUUUGAUACAGCCUUGACCAACCAGCUAGCCGACAGUUAUGAUGAAUCGACUAACCCUGAAAUGCCUGGAUUAUCUCAAUUAAUUACUAUGAUACCAUCUUCACCCCUUACUAAUAUCGAGCCUAAUCUUUCAGUACUAACAAGUCAUGAACCAACUAUUUUGCCUACUCAACACGUAGUUGGACAUGAGCCAACACAACUUCAAGUUGGUGAAUACCUUACAUCUUCAUCAGAAAUACUGUCUGCUCUUUUGCAGACUUCUGAAACAGGUACUAUACCAUUGCCAGGGUUUAAUCAAGUUUUUCACCAACAACAAUAAUAGUUCCAUUAAAAAAACAUUAUGUAUAUAUACAUAAAUAUAUACAUAUUUUAAUAUUUAUCUAGUCAGUCAUCCAUAGUAGUUCAUAUACAUUUACCUUUUCAGAUUAUAUAUUUAUUCUAGGUAUAAAAACUUUAUUAAAAAUAAAUUAUUUUUGACUUAAUAUAAAAAUUACUAUUGCGCUUUACUGACUUACUACAGUAAAAUAAUAUAUUUAUAAAUAUAUUUUUUUACAUUUAUAUAUAUAUUACACAUAUAAAUAUAAUUAUAUAUAUAUAUAUAUAUGUAUGGAUUAUAUUCCUUCAUGUCAGACAUUUUUGUAGAUUUAAUAAUACCAAUUGUCAUUUGUUAUUACUGUUACACCCAAUAUGUAGUGCAAAGUCAAAAAUAUACAUUAUAUAUAAUCUAGUCUUCAAACAAUGCAUACUAUAUUAGUGUUAUGUUUCAAUAGUUUCAGCAUGUUAUAUUUUUUCAAAGAAUUGUUAAAAUUAUUUUAUUACAUAUCUAUAUAUAUGAAUAUUUAAAUGGUUUGUUAAAUAAUUUUAUGUUUUAUUUUAUCUUUUGUAUAUGAUGUUUAUUAUAAAUUACGGAUUUAUAAGAUUAAGAUUGCCGUUGUCAAUAUUAUACCAAACCAUGUUCUGAAAAAGAAUGACUCGGUCAAUAAACCAUUUUAGUUUUUUAAAUAUCGUUUUUAUGGGCAUGUUAUAUAAGUAUUUAUUUAAAGUUUUUUGGGUUAAUAAUAUUAAAAAGGAAACUAUAUUUUUGUUUUCAAAUCAUAAAUUUGAUUUUAUAUUUUGUAUGUAUGUUAUAAUGGGGACCAAAACCAGUACUCAUAAGUUCCUAGUGCUACACAUCUAAUUGUUGUAAAUAACAUAUAAAUUGUAGUGGUAUAAUGUAUGUUAUUGUACAAUGCUAAAAUAAACUUGUUACAACAAUAACUGUAAGUGUAUGUAAACAUACAGAAUAUAUAAACGUGUAUUUUUUUAUGUAUUAAUAGUGUACCUGUUAUAUGUUAAUUAAGAAAGAACCAUAAGAUUAUAAUUUUUAAUUCAAUUUGUAUAAUCCGUUUGCUAAUAUUGAUUUAGCCGCAUAUUUUCUUGCCGCGUUAAGAGAUCUAAAUCUUGUGAUUGAUAUAAGAGCUUCAAAUAUUUAUUUUUUACUAUUUUGUCUAAUAAUUUUAUACCAAGUUUUUAUAAAUUUGAUACAAAAAUAACAAUCUAAUUUUUUACUAUGUAUUAUAAAUCUGUUAUUGAAAUUUGUUCUACAGAUUAUUUGACAUAUAAAAACUAAUUUGGGUAUUGCUAUGAAAGAAAUGACCUGUAAUUUUGAGCUGUGUCAAAUUUUUUAAUUAAUUCCAUGUGUUCAUUAACGCUUAUAAAACAAUAUAUAAAUCAUUUUUAUUUAUAAUAUUAAUGUUUACCUAACCUUUAUGUUGUUCAUAAGAGUACAACCGUUACCGUUGUUACCAAAACUAUUUUUAUAUGUAUAUAAAUAUAAUGUUUAUGUGUGUUUAAUAAUAAUAGUUGGUUAAGAAUAUAAUUCUAAUAUUUUUCUAUGUUUUAUUUGUUAUUACUUACAAGUUGUGGUAAAUCAUAGAGUUUAUACAUUUUUAAAACAGUGUAUUUUUUUUUUUUUUUUUAGAUUUGUUUUAUACUGAUAGAUGUGUCUUUUUGUUUUCAAUCAUUAUUCAUGAGUUGUGUCUGUAUAAAAAUACAAUUUUACAAUAAUUACUUAUUGAUGAAGGUUUCUUAUUAAAACACAUAUAUUGUUAAUUGUUUCAGUAUUUUUGUUCACAAAAUAUUUUAAUUGUUCAUUUAAACAUUUGUAUUCAAGUCUUAAUUUUAUAAAUAGGUACUUACAAUGUAAUAUUUUUACCAAAAUUGCCUAAAAUUAUUAUCUAAUAAUGUUGUACUUUUAUAUUGUUAAACUAGAAGUAACGAUUAUUCAUUUUUUAAAUACAUAAAAGACAUGUACCUUAUUUUAUAACACAUUAAUUUGUGUGUAAGGUUUAUUUUAUUAAUAAAAUUAUAAUUUGUUUUUUUUGUAAAUUUAAGGAAAGCAUUUCUGUGAUAUUAUUGUUACAAUAGUUAAGUACAAAUAUUAUAAUUUGUUAUGUUUUAUGGUUAACAGCUUUGGUUAGAGUUUGAUGGUUCAUUUAUUAUUAUUAUUAUUUUAUCAUUAUUUUAUUAAUAUGUAUUUUGAUUUUAUUUAUAUACACAUAUAUUAUACUUAUAUUUUUUUGUAAAUAUAAACAGAAAUUGGUUAUA
Messenger RNA from Aphis gossypii (cotton aphid), 4560 nucleotides. RefSeq names its product zinc finger and BTB domain-containing protein 24-like. The record is from RefSeq and is a predicted model, not a curated record. The transcript has 2 exons. Gene Ontology annotation, molecular function: RNA polymerase II transcription regulatory region sequence-specific DNA binding; DNA-binding transcription factor activity, RNA polymerase II-specific. Gene Ontology annotation, biological process: regulation of transcription by RNA polymerase II. The coding region runs from base 599 to 2293 and encodes 564 amino acids. Gene Ontology annotation, cellular component: nucleus. Lineage: Eukaryota; Metazoa; Arthropoda; Insecta; Hemiptera; Aphididae.